Molecule: messenger RNA, 3985 nt
Organism: Hemibagrus wyckioides
Lineage: Eukaryota; Metazoa; Chordata; Actinopteri; Siluriformes; Bagridae
Gene: slc43a1b
Product: solute carrier family 43 member 1b
Exons: 15
Coding region: 222-1907 (561 amino acids)
Biological process (GO): transmembrane transport; neutral amino acid transport
Molecular function (GO): L-amino acid transmembrane transporter activity; neutral L-amino acid transmembrane transporter activity
Source: RefSeq, a predicted model, not a curated record
CGGAUUUUGCCUUUUAUAGCGCGCACAAGUGAAGAGUGAGUGUGACUGAGAGCCAGAUGCCACAUGGAUUCACACUUCUAGUUGUUCAGAGGAAAUAACGCCGGGCAAACAGAAUAGGUCAAAAAGUAAACGUGGACUCUAUAAACUACUUUUAUUUACACUUCAACAGGAAUUUCUGUGACGUUCCCGUAGCUCUAUACACGGUCUAAAAGUGAUUGGAGAUGGCACCGUCUCUCUCACAAGCCUAUAGAAGGCGCUGGUGGAUGGCCUUGACGGCUAUAAUUGAGAAUCUGCUCUUCUCUGCUGUGUUGCUGGGCUGGGGUUCGCUACUAAUCAUGCUCAAGGCUGAGGGUUUCUACUCACAUUUGUGCAUAGAAAAUGAGACUGAGCAUCAUGUUAAUGGAAGUUUGGAGGAGAGCAGCGUGUGGCUGAGCUGUGUUGAGCAAGAAGAGAUCCUAAAUCUUGGCUUUACGAUCGGCUCAUUCAUCAUCAGCGCAGCCACUCUGCCACUGGGAAUCCUGAUGGACAAGUAUGGGCCACGCCCCCUGCGACUACUGGGCAGUUCCUGUUUUGCGUUCUCAGUGAUGUUGAUUGCUGUUGCAGCAUAUGAUCCUUCAAUAUUAUCACCUCUCAUCUUUAUUGCUGUCUCCUUCAAUGGCUUUGGAGGAAUAUGUCUGACCUUUACUUCAUUAACGCUCCCUAACAUGUUUGGAAACGUGCGUUCCACCAUUCUUUCACUCAUGAUUGGUUCCUAUGCUUCAUCUGCUGUUACCUUUCCAGGAGUCAAGCUAAUCUAUGAUCUAGGGGUGUCAUUCCGCUUGAUCUUCUGGACAUGGGCAGGCUUGGCAUGUCUCGUCUUCCUCAACUGCCUACUUAAUUGGCCUGUGGAAUCUUUUCCUGCCCCUGAGGAGAUCAGCUACAUUAAAAAAGUAAAGCUGAGUGGUGUAGCAAUGGAUCAUAAGGUGACAGGGGAUCGCUGCUACAGUCAUGUAACCACUGUCGGGCAGGGAGUGACUAAAAAACAGGUUUUGGAUGAGUAUAAACAAAGCAAUGGAGCAGCUGAAGUGAGCCAGGGUUCCCAGCCAUUUCGCCGCUCUGUGUGUUCUCCCAUCUUCUUGUGGAGCUUGAUAACCAUGGCGAUGGCCCAGCUCCGCAUCAUAUUUUAUAUGGGAGCCAUGAAUAAGAUGCUGGAGUUCCUGGUUACACACGGUGACCCCAAUGCUCCAGAAGAGUUGGUGAAAGAGGCAAAUGAACAAGUGAGCUUCUACUCAUCUGUCUUCGGCACUAUGCAGCUGCUGUGUCUCCUGACCUCACCUCUUAUUGGCUACAUCAUGGACUGGAAGAUGAAAGAGUGUGAGGAGGACAGUGGCUUGGUGGAUGGAGAGAAAAGGCUACCCAAGAGAGACAGAAAGAUCCAGAAACUCACUAAUGCAAUCAGAGCUUUUAUCUUCACCAACAUCUUGCUGGUGUUGUUUGGCAUCACAUGUUUGAUAGACAACCUUCCUCUCCAGUUGGUGACCUUUGUUCUUCAUACUGUUGUAAGAGGUUUCAUUCACUCUUGCUGUGGAGGACUCUAUGCUGCUGUGUACCCAUCUAACCACUUUGGCACUCUGACAGGACUGCAGUCUCUACUCAGUGCCUUGUUUGCUCUCUUGCAGCAGCCACUGUUUGUCUACAUGUUGGGUCCACUCAAGGGAGACCCUUACUGGAUCAACUUUGGGCUGCUUAUUUUCUCAUUGGUGGGCUUCCUGUUGCCAGGAUACCUGUUCUACCAUCGCAGACAACUCACUAAACAGAAGAAGGUACGGGAUCAGGCAGCAGCUGGCCAAUCAGCAGUUGCUCUUAACCAUUCAGCAAAUGGCCCUGGGAAACUCCAUGCUGAUGAGUCUGAUACAAACGAGGCUUAAGAAGGAACAGUGUAGACAAUACAUUUGCAGCAACGCAUUCUUGCUGUUUUGAGCAACAAACUUAAAUACAAACAUCCGAAGCUUUGCAUCAUGGACAUUUUUAAUGAGACCUUUGGGGAAAUUUCUAUUAAGUCAUAUGUUGGGAUUCAAAAAAGGGAGCAAUUACACAAAAAAAGGUCCAAAUUUCUAAUCGCACAAAUUUUAUGGAUGCAACUUUUAGGUCUUGUGACCGAACCAGCUGGAUUGUUUUUAUUAAAUAACAUCAAUAGACCUCAUUUAUCAAGCUGAAUAUGAACGAACGUAUUUUUAAACCAUUCACAGGGGAAGUGACAGAAAAUGUUGUAUUAAUGAAAAAAAUUAUUGGAUCUUGAAAACAUUUGUAUUCUAUGAAAGCCUUGUUUUUAAACACAUAAACCGACUCACUAAAGUGAACUAGUAGGUUUGAUAUCGCAUAAUUAUUGUGCAGAAUUUAUAUACAGAAGAUGCUGACAUGAUUAAAAAACUUAUUUUGCCUAUUUCAGUUCAUUUAAAUUUAAUGAAAACUUACUCAUUUUAAAUGAAUAAGCAAUUCAGAAUACAUAAGACAGAAAAUACAUGAGAAUCAAUAAGAAAUAACACCCAAUAACAGAAGGAAGAGCGUGACUCUGUCUGUGGUAGCUGAUGCAAUGCAGGAGCUGAGCUGCAUUACUGGAGGAGGUGCUUAGAAGACACUUUUUCUUCAUUUAGUUGUCCUUCUGUCAUUUUCAGCACUCUGAUAGCACUGCUUUUUAUGGUGUUCUGUAUUGUAGCCAUCACCAAACAUACACUGAUCAGGCAUAACAUUAUGACCACCUGCCUAAUAUUGUGUUGGUCCUCCUUUUGCUGCCAAAACAGCCCUGACCCAUCAUGUACUAUGUAUAUUAACACCUUUCUAUCAGAACCAGCAUUAACUUUUUGAGCAAUCUGAGCAACAGUAGUUCAUCUGUUGGAUCAGAUCACAUGGGACAGCGUUCUCUCCCCAUGUGCAUCAAUGACCCUAUCGCCAAUUCACCACUGUUCCUUCCUUGGACCACUUUUGAUAGAUACUGACCACUGCAGACCGGGAACACUCCACAAGUCAACUAGCCAUCACAAUUUGGCCCUGGUCAAAAUCCUUACGCCUGCCCAUUUUUCCUGCUUCUAACACAUCAACUUUGAGGACAAAAUGUUCACUUGUUACCUAAUAUAUCCCACCCACUAACAGGUGCCAUGAUGAGGAGAUCACCAGUGUUAUUCACUUCACCUCUCACUGCUCAUAAUGUUAUGCCUGAUCGGUGUAAAUCUGCUGUGCUGUGAAUGUGCUUGGUUAUUUACUGUAGUGUGUGAAAAAGAAACCAGUUACCAAAUCUUUCCAGAAUCUGGUGGAAAUCUAGAAAAACAGUUACAGGCUACAUUGUAAUUAAUGACUGAUGAAUUCAAUGUACUUUGCAAUGAAACAUUAUGCUGACUGUCUGUUUUCAUCAUUAGCUACCUCCAGUUUAACCAUUACAUCCAAUGAGUAUUCUGUUGGUACUGCGUGUGUCUGUUUAGAGCUCGUUUUAUUAUAAUGUUCUCACAGUUUCUAGUAGACUUAGUGGAUGAAAGAAUAUACAUUUGCUUAUUAUACCGUUUAUUAGUUUAACACGUGUUUGUUUUAGGGAGUCAGUACCUCAAUUUCUUCUGCCUUGAGGUCAUGAGUUCCAACCCCAGCACUGUCAUGCUCGGUUCCUUGAGUAAGAUGUUAAUCCAAAACACCUCAGUUGUGUCCUGUCUCAACUAUAACUAUAACUUUGAUGAAAUCCUGAGCCAAAUAAGUAAAUGUACGUAAAUGUAUGGUCAUCAAAUUCUUUUGCUAGCUGCACUUUGAGCUUGUACAGCAUCAUUUUGCACUUCAGGUGAGUUGUGAAGCUAUAAUCAGUCUACUGUACAUGCAGAAUUGUGUGAUCUCAUAAAUAAGGAGAGAAUAAGGUCAGCUAGUCUUGUUUAAUGACAUGCUGUAAACAACCAGGAAUGUUUUUGUGGACUUUUUUUUGUAAAGUUUGAUGAGUUGCACUUCUGCUAUCAGGGAUUUAUUUGUCUGU